UCUAGGGUUUUAUAUCUGCACUGCCCUCUCGUUGAGCUGCUGCUUGUCUUCGCUGCCUCCGAACAAAGAAAUCGAUCUCCCGGCGAUUUAAAGGUUUGUUAAGCUCAAGAACAAUGGCGGACAAGGCAGUCACUAUCCGUACCAGGAAGUUCAUGACCAAUCGUCUACUCUCUAGGAAGCAAUUUAUAAUUGAUGUUCUUCACCCUGGAAGAGCCAAUGUUUCCAAGGCAGAGCUGAAAGAUAAGCUUGCAAACUUGUAUGAGGUGAAAGAUCCGAAUGCAAUUUUUGUAUUCAAGUUUAGGACCCACUUUGGUGGUGGGAAGUCCACUGGUUUCGGUUUGAUUUAUGAUUCAGUUGACAAUGCCAAGAAGUUCGAGCCCAAAUAUAGACUCAUCAGGAAUGGAUUGGAUACUAAGGUAGAGAAAUCCAGGAAACAAAUGAAGGAGAGGAAGAAUAGGUCCAAGAAGAUUCGCGGAGUAAAGAAGACUAAGGCUGGUGAUGCGGCCAAGGCAGGAAAGAAGAAGUGAUUAUUCAAGUAUGUUAUCUUGGUCUCAUUUUCAGCAGAUGCGGUUUUUGGUUAUAGUUGUUUAGCAUUUAGGUAAUUUUGAAUGUUAUUUUUUCUCGCCAGUGUGGAUGUUGAUGUUAUAACUUAUUUGAAUUAAUAUAAGUUUGAGCACUUUGAAGAAACAA
Messenger RNA from Mercurialis annua (annual mercury), 690 nucleotides. RefSeq names its product 40S ribosomal protein S24-1. Gene Ontology annotation, molecular function: structural constituent of ribosome. The record is from RefSeq and is a predicted model, not a curated record. Lineage: Eukaryota; Viridiplantae; Streptophyta; Magnoliopsida; Malpighiales; Euphorbiaceae. Gene Ontology annotation, biological process: translation. The coding region runs from base 114 to 527 and encodes 137 amino acids. Gene Ontology annotation, cellular component: ribosome. The transcript is spliced from 5 exons.